AGAAUCUUUGCGAUGAAAAUGCCGAGGCACAUGAGAUUAAUGGUGUGGUUGAUUGCUUCUGCAAGCGUGGAUAUUAUGGAAAUGGAAAAAUUUGUACAGGUAAGUUUGUAGAUGCAAACAACAAAUAUACCAACGAGGUAUAGCCACAUAUAUCUUAUAUACACUAGAUAGUGCUAAUUAUUAUUACACUAAUUAUUCUGCAAUUCAAAAAUUGAAGCCGUGAUUGCAGACUCAGGAUAUUCCCAUGAAGUGAGAAGACUCGUAUGUUUUCUAUUUCUUAAACAGGGAACUUAAACAUUAAGUUAAACCUAUUCCAAAUACAUGUUCAAACUAUUCAAAUGAUGAAAGUUAUUGUUUUUGAAGCGUUUAUUAGCGAGUGGGAAACUCCAACAAGGCCGCCAUCUAUUCAAAUGGGGCUAACCGCUGCAAUAUUCUUGUCUUAAAUUUUACUAAAAGAGAUGCGCUAUCUAGUUUAUAUCAGAUAUCUAUGGGUAUAGCAGUGUAUGGCAUCUCAACAGAACCGCUCCCUCCAAUACCUUGGACAACUGUGGGCUUUUUUUUAUAUAAAGUCGAAAAGAAGAAGCUGAAAUAAGCUAUUAUUUCUAUAAUAAUUAUGUUAAUAAGUAUGAUGGUCAGUAAAGGAGGGCUUAUGAUUAAAGAAGUAAACAUUGGCGUACGAGAUGGGUGAGGGGAGGGGGGGGGGAGGGAGCUGCCAGUUGGGAAAAUUUUAAACGUAAGUUUAUAAGAUAAUAGUUGAUGUGAAGAAAUAAUUUAUGUAUUGUGGUAAAAAAUUUUAAGCCAUUCGAAAAUUUUUGCCUCGUCUUCCUGGACCAGAAAUUUGUAGUUUAGCAGAAAAAAAUUCGUUUGAUUACUAUUCAGUCGGGAAAAACGCAACAAAGUCAGGCAAAUUUCUUUCUGCCCUCCUAAUCAAAACUAUUGAAUCUAUAAAUUUGUGACGAACCUAUAGAAAGAGUUGAAAUUUGGAACACAAGAUAUGAUUGGCAAGAACAAUCAAUAGUGGCCGGUGCAUCAUGUGUAAAUUCAGUGAAUUAAAUAAGAGCUUGUAUUGUAUAACAGCAAUAAUAAUUUUGGCAAGAUGGUUUUUAGAUUUUUUUUAAUAUCUUUAAUGUUGAAAGUUAAAAAGAUUAUUUCAAAUAAUAUAGAUGAUGAAUUGUUAUUUCGUACUUUUACAGAUAUUGAUGAAUGCAGAAUCACCUGUGCAUGUUCUGAGGAACAGGAGUGUGUAAACUGGCCAGGUUCAUAUUCAUGCGAAACGCAGGAGCCAGGUACUGAAGAAUUCUUUAAACUUUUAUAGAAACUAUAGCUUGCAAUAUAUCCACUCAACAGGCAAAGUUUUGCGCACCCACUAUUGUCUUGAUUAUGGUGUAUGCCAUUUAGAAGAAAUUAGUCAAAAGUUAUUUUAAGGUUGUAUUAUCUUAAGCAAGUUACCUAUAUCUUCACGGACAUUGUUAAACCAAAUUCUUGAGUCGUCAGUAUAUUUCUUUAAAACAGAGGGUCCUUGCGAUGAAAAUGCAGAGGCACAUAUGAUUAAUGGUGCAAUUGAUUGCUUUUGUAAACGUGGAUACUAUGGAAACGGAAAAACUUGUUCAGGUUUGUUGUAUAUAGAAGGCAAUUUUGUGACAUUUGUUAUGUGCGUACUAAAUUAUUAGGCUAUGUUUACAUUGUAUCGGAUCACUUUGCGUCCGACGCAAAAACCAUACCGGACAGGGCUUCUGUUUACAUAUGAAAUGUUGUUAUCGUCUCAAUUUCUGCAACGAACCGGUGGUGCGGCGGUUCGCUCUUCGAAGUGGUGCGCGAUGUAUCGGAUCGGUUUUUGCAACGCUCUCAUUGCAAUGUAAACACCAAUCGGAGCAAUUUCGGUUCAAUGCGUGACUCAAGAUGGAAUCUGGCAAACAACAACUUACUAUUCUAAUAAUAUAUAGAAGAAAGUACGACAGCAUAGAUGGGCGGGGUGGAAGCUGUUUACACUUGGGCCGUAACUUUUCGCGAACGAAACAAAAACUGAUCCGAUACAAUGGAAACAUAGCCUUAAUUCAACAUGUUUGCCAAAAAGAUACAUUUACAAAGGAUAUAUACUAAUAAAUCUCAAAAACGUAAAGUACAAAUAUCAAUGAGCUUUGGCAGUGAGAUCACAACAGGAAAAGCAUUUUCUGUAUCAGUGGUCCUUUGUGGAUAUAGCAUUAAAAAUACGCCGCUGAAAUAAACUAUUCGUUAUGCGUGUGCAUAGUAAAUAGGAAGCUUUGAGUGCAAUUUGGAUUAAACAUGCACGAGUUAGUUUUUCAACGAGCAUCAAAAUAGCAAGAGCACGAAGGACGAGUGAUGACAACAUUCGUAUGCUUCACAAUUUGAUCAACUGAGGAAAUGAAUGAUACUUUCUGGGAAUAUUAUAAACAAUGGAUUGUUCACCAAGAUUUUUGUAGUUCUCGUUUCCCACAAAAAAAUGUAAAGCUCUUUGGGUGGGGCUUGACAAAAAUAUAAAUACAAAGAACAGCCCAUAUUGUAACGUGUAUAGAUCAUUGGAUAGGAAAGAUUGUACUAUUAAUUUAAAGAAGAACACUGAACACAACACUUUACUGUUAAAAUAACGUUUUGUGUAUGUCGCUCAGUUAUAUGAAUGAUGAAAUUUAAUUUUAUUUCGCACUUUUGCAGAUAUUGAUGAAUGCCGGAUUUCCUGUGCAUGUUCUGGAGGUCAGGAAUGUGUAAACUGGCCAGGUUCAUAUCAGUGUCAAGGACUGCCAGGUAGAAUGCUAUACAAAUAAAAAUUACGAGACACAAAAUAUGAAAAACAGUGGCGGCGCAAGAGGGGGGUUGAGAGCAGGGCGCUUAUAUAAUAUAUAAUCGCCCUGGUUGGGACGGGUGGGGAUGGCGGAGUGGAACACCACACAUUAUUUUACACCAUUAGGUCACAUUUGAGUGGAAUUGAUUUAAAACUGAUAAUUGUGGCUACAUUUUGGGGAAAUGUGGGAAAGUGUUAAGGAAACUGAAAGAAAAACGGUACGUGAACAAAAAAUACAAGGAAAAAUAUUAUGUCGUGAAGAUUUUAAAUUUGUGAAUACAGCGGAAAUGCCUCGGUAAAUUUCACUUACACCCCCUCCCCACCCCUCCCAAUAAAGUUGGGCUAGCGCCGUCCCUGACGAAAAAUCGUAAAAAGCAAGCCCGCAUUGUCUUGCGUUGGCCAUUGUGCAGAUAAAAUGAGAACCUUUUCUGAGCUCCAGCGCCUGGCACAUUUGUGUGAAUUUUGACAUUUACCUGUAGAUGUUGUAUAAAUUUUAACAUCGACAAACGUACUGGGGCAUGACUGAGUAUAGAAAAUAACCGUAAGCAAUUUCAUUCUGUUUACAUAUGGUGCAUUACGUAAAUUUAAUGCCUCGUUGCAGAACUCGCAAAAAUUGGAUUUGAGCACUCCUUGUAUCCGGUUACUGAGGAUAGCAGUUCUGUAGAAAUUUGCUUAGACGUUAAAAAUUCUCAAGAACCCAUUAGUGGAUGGUAAGUACAUAUAUUUUUUUUCUUUUGUAAAUUCAUGUUCUUCAUUUACUUGCAUGAGAACUACUCUGAAGUUUUUCUUUGUAUUUCUUCAUAACAGUCUUUGCCAGUGAAGGUAUGGCGACGAUAACUAUAGACAGCUGCGGUCUGCUGAUUGAGAAAGAUAAAACUACCUAAAAAGCAGACAUCCCGCAUUUCAGGCGCAGGCUCUUCGUUGGGAUCGGAAGUUAGUAGUGGGGGCGGGAAAAUUACAUGAGUUUUUACACUAGUGAUUAUACAGCGAUCAUGUGACAAAAAAUAAACCAAUUGGAUGGAUUUAAUCAAGACAAAGUGACUACUAAUUUCCCGACGAUGGGUUUCGCUCGGAACGUGGAAGUGUUCUUCUUUAUAUUUUAAGUAAUAAUUAUAUCUCUCUCAAUUCGCACCUUUUCAUAGAUAUAGCAUUAUUUAUAUGUCUGUAACACAACAUUCACCUCACAUUUCUGGACAAUAUCAACGCAAAUUGUUGCAAAUCUCUUAUUAGACAUAUUAUUAACUAAUUAGUAAGCAAGUUAAAAUUCUAGUAUUGGUAAUCUCAGACUUAAGUGAAAUAUUUCGAUGGCCAACUUGACACGUUUUAUUUUUACUCAACGUCUUAAGGAUAACCACUAAUGGUGGAGCCGCAGUGACAGGAGCCGAUUACCUCAGUAUUCGUGAAGUAGUUAACAUAACGGAUUCUCAAGAAUCUACUUGCUAUACAAUACCAAUACUUGAUGAUGACGAGUUUGAAGGAAACGAAACCUUUAGCGUUGUUUUAACGCUAAAUGCGAAUGUCUCCGGUGUUCAAGAAUCUUACGAUGAGGCUACGGUGAUUAUUGUCGAUGAUGAUG
This is a messenger RNA of Paramuricea clavata, 4373 nucleotides long. The record is from the annotation of a GenBank genome assembly. NCBI's taxonomy places the organism in Eukaryota, Metazoa, Cnidaria, Anthozoa, Malacalcyonacea, Plexauridae.